Messenger RNA from Thamnophis sirtalis, 1301 nucleotides. NCBI's taxonomy places the organism in Eukaryota, Metazoa, Chordata, Lepidosauria, Squamata, Natricidae. The record is from RefSeq and is a predicted model, not a curated record.
AUGAUCCUCCCAGUUACAUUAUCGCAGCUGCAAGGCAAGGUGGCCUUGACUCUCUCAAAUACACGGCUGCUCUAUGCACUCGUUUCAGAAACACGUCGCUAUUCUUCUGUACUGGAUUCCAUCAUAGAUGCUGCUGGUUUGUUCCGCGCUGAAAAAAAGCUGCAGCCACAUCUGGCCAAGGUGUUGGUAUAUGACUUACUCAUUGGCAAGGGACUUCAUGGUGGAGGACGUGGGAAGGCCCUGGUAUUGAAGCAUCAUGCGCGUCUCCAGGCUGAGCUUGCCCGCUUGAAGGUCCAGAAAAAAGUGAGCCGCAAUGAAGAUCUUCUGCCACCAGCUGGAGACUCUGACAAAGCACUUCAGAUGCCGCGCUAUGUCCGAGUGAAUUUAUUGAAGACAUGUGUGGAUGAUGUCGUUGAUUACUUCAAGCGCCAGGGCUACUCUUACCAGGGCAAAGCAGCCCGUAUGGAGGAAGCGAUCUUAUCCAGGAAGAAAUUCCUGCUGGACCUCCAUCUUCCUGACCUGCUGAUCUUCCCUCCUCAGUCAGACCUUCAUGAAAACCAGCUCUAUCAGGCUGGGCAUAUCAUUCUCCAGGACAAGGCCAGCUGCCUCCCAGCCUUUGUCCUGAACCCCACUCCAGGGUCCCAGGUGAUUGAUGCCUGUGCUGCUCCUGGCAACAAAACCAGCCAGCUGGCUGCCAUCAUGAAGAACAAAGGGCGGAUCUUUGCCUUUGAUCUGGAUGCCAAGCGGCUGGCCACCAUGAGCACUAUGUUGGUACGGGCAGGGGUCGCCUGCCAUGAGCUGGCACACCAAGACUUCUUAGCAACAGAUCCCACUGAUUCCAAGUACAGCAAAGUGAGAUACAUUCUCUUGGAUCCUUCAUGCAGUGGCUCAGUUCUGCAGUGCUGCUUUCGGAGGCUGACAGUAAAUUAGAAACAAAUCCCAAUCCAGCAACCAGAAAACGAAAAAAGAAGAAGACACAAACGGCUUUUCCCAAUAAGUGAAAUUCUUCCAUGGCUUACUGGUCUUUAUCAAUGGAGUUUGCAAGAGAAAAGGCCUUGGAUGGAAAUAAAAGUCAACUUUUUAAUCAAGUCAGCGUGGACAUACUAAAAUGGGAACUUGCAGAAUAUCAGGUUUGGCCAAAAAUAUUGUAAACCAAGAUCAUAUGAGCACAGGAUAUUGCAAUAACCAUAAAUGCGGGGCAACUGCUGAGCGCCCAAAAUGCAGUCAGGACUCUGGGGCUGGGGGCAUCCACCGGAACUGUAAUUACUUGGGGUGGGUGGGUGUAUCUGUGGAAGACCACC